This is a messenger RNA of Serpula lacrymans var. lacrymans S7.9, 453 nucleotides long. RefSeq lists its product as uncharacterized. The record is from RefSeq and is a predicted model, not a curated record. The coding region runs from base 1 to 453 and encodes 150 amino acids. The transcript has a single exon. Lineage: Eukaryota; Fungi; Basidiomycota; Agaricomycetes; Boletales; Serpulaceae.
AUGACGAAAUUGUCUCGACUGAUGCCUGGACGCAGGUAUGGAUCAGUUUUAAGUAUUGACCAAGAAAGAUUGGUCGAGCAAGCGGAACAUCUACUCACCGAAGAGCAACUUCUCUCCAUCCUCAAAAGGUGGCAUGAUCAGACUGAGUUAGACCCCAAAAAAAGUUCCGAUUGUGACAAAGGGCCUUCAAAUGCCAAAGGAAAAGAACACGACCACAGGAAUUGGGGAAUCCUGGCCAAAUCUCAAAUUGACAUCGCAGAACAACAGUCAGCACUAGAUGCGUGGAAGAAGGCACAACAAUGGGCCCACCAAGAGCACCACAGACCUACUGCUAGGAAAAUAAAUGUCAGCACAAAUAAGAAUGCAAGGGCUCCUCAGAACAAAAAUGUAGCCGAGUCCUAUGAUACUCAAAUAAAAGACACACGGCGACAACUGAAAAAGCUGAACGUUUGA